CUCUAUAUAAGGAGGUGUCGGGGUGCUGAAAAGUUCCUGGCUUUAAAGGUAUUGCAAAAACCCUGGUUAGAGGCCCAAACUUCCGAGUUCUUUUACAAAACUUAGAAAAUAUGAAGCAUCACUGCAAUAAGUGUGUGAAUCUGAGACAGGAAUAUGUUGAAUAAAAUCAUAAUUAACUGAUCCUCCUGUAUUUUCUUUUACCCAAAGCCAGGAAGCUUUCAGCACCCAUUCUUAACAUAAUCUGAACACUAUUUCAGAAAAUGAUCUGUUCUUUUAAGCAUAUGAAAGACAAAUUUAGCUGGGGCAAAAUGAGCAAGACAAGACAAGGUAAAUUUGUCUCUUCAGUUCUCCAGAAUUACAUUUGAUAAAAGGCUCAGACACAUCAACAUCCAUCCUUAGACAUCAGACAGAGGAGAAAUGCAACAAAACUAUUAAUAUUGGGGUCAAAUUGACAGAGAAUCAUGGAAAAUGGCACAAUAUGAAAUCAACAAAACUCAACUAAAUCUAAAAUCUGAACAUAAAUAUUUUCUAUAACUUUUUCAUGAUCUGUUGGAGUGACUCUCGUUUUGAUGUAGUUAUGCACCGUGCAAUUAAAGAGAAGAAACUGAAAUUAAUCAUGACUCAUUUUGCACCAUUUUAGAUACCAUUUUUUGAAAAUGAUCAAAUUAGACAUUAGUGUGGGAAAAAUUGACUUAGAAUCCAACAGAGAAAAGAAUAUUGAUUGUUACAGAUAUCUUAUUAGCAACCUCAACCUCAAUUACCAUCGUGUCGAAGUUGAGGAAAAAUAUCAUGAAAGGUGGUCUCUGCCACCUGACUAUAUUUUAAACUCUCUCAACUUCAACAACACCUGUAACGAUCAAUUUUUUUUUUAUUUCCAAAGAUGCUGCAAUGCUUACAAAUGAAUUUCAAAGUGGGAGGGAGGAAAUAACAUGAAAUCAAAAAUAACUCAUUUCGCUCCAGUUAUCAAAUUUUACCCCCGCCUAUAUGUCUGUCUGUAUGUAUGUAUGCAUGCAUUAUAGUCUCCUUUCUUUGAUUUCAUGUGAUAGUUGUAAUUGAACGUUGCCAUCAUGCAAGCGGCGUCUUUUGUUACCAAAUCUUCUAGCUCUGAUCAUCAGGAAAAAUUACCUUACUUGGAAACUACUAAGUGUUAUCUACCUCCGCAAAUCCCGUCUGACCCAUGCAUGAAUGCACAAGUGGACAUUAAGCAUUGACGAUGCUGAUGAUAUAAAAUUAUAUGUAUACACGACGCAUACUUGUAUGAGUACUGCCGACUUUGAAGUGAUGGAUGUACGCAGUUUGUAUGAUACUAUAUACUUAGAUAAUGGUGUUGUACCAGAUAUGAUUCGCGUUGAACUGUACGAACACAAGUGAUAUUGUGUUCAGCAAGCGUGAACAUUAUGAGUUGUGCGAAUGUUUUUUUUUUUUUUUUUUUUUUUUUGUUUAUUUUACUCUCUUGGUUCUGUUGUAAGUUCAUAUUUUCUAUUUCGCAUUUGAUUUUACUUAUAUUUUUUCAGCACACCAAAAUAAUUUUUAACUGCGUGUCGAGGAGAGAUGAAAUAUGUAUUAAUUGUAGUGAAUAAAUUAAUAUCGCAGCAGAAUAAUUUAUGUCACUGACUCGAGUUUUUGCUAAAGUUGACAAUAUAAUUACUUCCCCUGACAAUUUCCCUUUUUCCCUUCACUUCCUGCUAUUGUUUGACGCAAAUCUAUGUUAUUUUGACAGGCUCAUAUAACAGCUGCCAUUUAAGCGAUAGAAUAGGAUAUAGUAGGUUGAUAACGAACUGUGUAUGAAAUAGAUACGGCAUUUUUUUUAUUAUUUUGUACACCUAGAAAUGGAAAUUAAUAUUUGCUUUUGAAGCUAUCAUUGUCCCUCAUAGUUUCUCACCACUUGUGUAUAUAUUACAUGUUCUUCCUUGGAUCUAUAAUACGUUAUCUGAUAAUACUGAUGUGACAAUUUCUGACACAAGACACAUCAACUGACUAAUGAAGAAUAUGAAAGACUGAAGAAUGACUUCGUGAAGUUAACAUGUGACAGAGAUUAUCUAACUUCUCCGAAAUGUUUUAAAGUUAAUUGGAAAUAUAUGUCUUGUCUUGAUUUUUUUGUGGUUGAACUCAAGAAAUUUAAUAGAAAACAUUACCAACCUUAAUGCAUAAGAUAUCUGGAUAUAUUUUGAAAAUUGGAUUGAUUGAAUACAAUCAUAUUUGAGACGAUAACAUUUAAUUCAAAAAUUAAAAUCAACAAGUAUGGUAUUUACCUGAAAAGUGUAUGAAAAAUGUUUAUAUGUAAGUGACAGCUGAAAAAAAAUUUCAAAUUACUAUGUACAUUGUCACAAAAAAUAAUCUGUGUCAUAAUAACAUCUUAAUCACAGUCUCACUUUACCUUAUAAAACUAUGAAUUAAAGAAGGACAUAUAUAAAGAAGAAAUUAAAUUUGCAUUUUGUGAGGAACAUAUGACAUUAUGGAGGAGAGACUGUGUAAGAAUCAGGUUUAUGAGAAUAAGGAUUUCCCUCACCCAAAUGAGAACGAUGUACAGAUGAAAUCAUAUGACUGUGACAUCAAAACAAAUACAUCCAUGAAUAUUACGGAAACCAGUGAACACAAUUCACUUAAUACAAAUUCAAAUGUUUACCAUUGUGAAGUUUGUGAUGAAAAUUUCACAUAUGAUUCUUUGCUUUCACACAAAUGUACUCACACAGAUGAGAAACUAUGCCAUUGUGAUAUCUGUGGUAAAAUUUUCUCUAGUGAUGACGACUUGACUGUUCACAAAUGUACACAGACAAGUAAGAAAACAUUUAACUGUGAUGUCUGUGGAAAAACAUUUUACAAGAAUUCUGAUUUAACUCGUCACAUACGCAUUCACACAGGUGAAAAACCAUUCUGCUGUCAUAUCUGUGGUAAAUCAUUUUCUCGGAAUUAUGAAUUGACUGGUCACAAAUAUACUCACACAGGUGAGAAACCAUACUGCUGUGAUAUAUGUGGUAAAACAUUUUCUCAGAAGUUUCAAUUGAAACUUCACAUACGUACACACACAGGUGAGAAACCAUAUCACUGUGAUGUGUGUGGUAAAACAUUUACUACGAAUUCUGAUUUAACUCGUCACAUACGCACUCACACAGGUGAGAAACCAUACCACUGUAAUAACUGUGGCAAAUCAUUUUCUCGGAAUUAUGAACUGACUGCUCACAAAUGUUUUCACACAGGUGAGAGACCACAUCACUGUGCUGUCUGUGGUAAAACAUUUUCAAAGAAUUCUGACUUAACUCGACACAUACGUAUUCACACAGGUGAAAAACCUUUUCGCUGUGACAUCUGUGGUAAAUCAUUUUCUCGAAAUUACGGAUUGACCGGUCACAAAUGUUUUCACACAGGUGACAAAUCAUAUCACUGUAAUGUCUGUGGUAAAACAUUUUCAAAGAAAUCCGACUUAAUUCGUCACUUAUGUAUUCACACAGGGGAAAAACCAUUUCACUGCGAUGUUUGUGGUAAAACAUUUUCAAAAAAUUCUGACUUAACUCGUCACAUACGUAUUCACACUGGGGAAAAACCAUUCCGCUGUGAUAUCUGUGGUAAAUUAUAUUCUCGGAAUUACGAAUUGACUGUUCAUAAAUAUUCUCAUACAAAUAUGAAGCCAUAUCACUGUGAUAUAUGUGGUAAAACAUUUUCUCAGAAGUUUCAGUUGAAACUUCACAUACGUACACACACAGGUGAGAAACCAUAUCACUGUGAUGUCUGUGGAAAAACAUUUACUACGAAUUCUGAUUUAACUCGUCACAUACGCACUCAUACAGGUGAGAAACCAUUCCACUGUGACAUCUGUGACAAAUCGUUUUCUCAGAAUUAUGAGUUGACUGUUCACAAAUGUUUUCACACAGGUGAGAAACCAUAUCACUGUGAUAUAUGUGGUAAAACAUUUUCAAAGAAUUCUGACUUAACUCGUCACAUACGCAUUCACACAGGUGAAAAACCAUUUCACUGUGGUGUCUGUGGUAAAUCUUUUUCUCGGAAUUAUGAAUUGACUGGUCACAAAUAUACUCACACAGGUGAGAAACCAUACUGCUGUGAUAUAUGUGGUAAAACAUUUUCUCAAAAAUAUCAAUUAAAUCUUCACAUACGGACUCACACAGGUGAAAAAGAAUAUCAAUGUGAUAUUUGUGGUAAAACAUUUAGUAGAAAUGGGGACUUGACUGUUCAUAAAUAUACUCAUACAGGUGAGAAACCAUACCACUGUGAUAUCUGUGGUAAAACAUUCUCACGGAAUUCUCACUUAACUCGUCAUAUACCUACACACAGAGGUGAGAAACAAUACCACUGUGAUAUCUGCGAUGAAUCAUUUUCUCGGAAAAAUGCGUUGACUGUUCACAAAUCUACUCACACAAGUUAGAAACCUUACCACUGUGACGUUUGUGGCAAAACAUUUUCACAAAGUUCUCACUUAACUUGUCACAUAUAUAUAUAUAUAUAUAUAUAUAUAUA
This is a messenger RNA of Octopus bimaculoides (California two-spot octopus), 4470 nucleotides long. RefSeq lists its product as uncharacterized. Gene Ontology annotation, biological process: regulation of transcription by RNA polymerase II. The record is from RefSeq and is a predicted model, not a curated record. Gene Ontology annotation, molecular function: DNA-binding transcription repressor activity, RNA polymerase II-specific; RNA polymerase II cis-regulatory region sequence-specific DNA binding. Gene Ontology annotation, cellular component: nucleoplasm. NCBI's taxonomy places the organism in Eukaryota, Metazoa, Mollusca, Cephalopoda, Octopoda, Octopodidae.